Molecule: messenger RNA, 7609 nt
Organism: Ceratina calcarata
Lineage: Eukaryota; Metazoa; Arthropoda; Insecta; Hymenoptera; Apidae
Gene: cnk
Product: connector enhancer of ksr
Exons: 12
Coding region: 15-5480 (1821 amino acids)
Molecular function (GO): protein binding
Source: RefSeq, a predicted model, not a curated record
UACGUGAUCGGGCCAUGGCGUAUGUAAAUGUCGCUGAAUGGAAAACUGAGCAAGUAUGCGAGUGGUUAAAAGGUUUGGACAAUUCUGUGCUUCCUUACGUGCAUAGUUUUACGAAUCAUGGUGUAAACGGGCAGCAGUUAUUAAGCUUGAGACCCGAAGACUUAGAAUACCUUGGAGUACUGAAACUUGGUCAUCAAGAAAUUAUACUCGAGGCUGUAGAAUAUUUGAGGAAUUUUCAUUAUGAACUCGAUAGAGAGAAUUUACAAUUAUUGGCGUUACGAUUGUCCUGUCAAGCUCAUAGUUUGCAAAAUGAAUUGUCUCGCCAGACAGAUUCCAAACCUGUAACUACUCAGACAUUGUCUGACGUAGCAUCUGUUAUAACGGCUGUGAAGCCGCUGGUUAGAUGGCUCGAUCGACCUCCGUUUAGCGGGCAAUUGGAGUAUAACGAUAAGAAAGCUGAAUUAAUGAAACUAGCUUUGGAGAUGGCUACAUGCGCACAAAGAGACAGAUUCGCGGAGAAGCCUAUAGAAGAAAUUAGAACGAUCUGCGGGCAAUUAGGAAAAUUGGCGGAUUACAUAAUACAGGAUAUCGCGGACCCUAUGAUAUUGCAACCAGCUACUUUAGAUUUGGCCACGCUGAAAAAAAAACCAGGAGAUGACUUGGGAUUCUAUAUUUUACCAUCAUUCCAUGGUGCUCAUCAAAUUGCUGAAAUAAAAUUCGGAUCAGCUGCACAUCAGUGCGGCAAAAUGGAAGAGGGAGACGAGAUUGUUCAGGUGAACUAUCAAACAGUGGUUGGGUGGGAACGAAAGAACCUUUUGGGACUGUUCCGUGAAAGUCCUGCGGAGAUAUUGCUAACUCUGAAACGUAGGCCGAGGCACACUAAAAUCUAUGGACAAAUUUACAUAAAACCGUACCGACUCCCGAGCAAUAAAAAGAUCUCUUAUACGACACGAUGGCAACACAAUCUUCCAUCGCCUAGGCCAGAAUUAUUAACUAUACCAGAUUUCACGGUGCCGCUACCAAGGCCAAAGAAUCCGAGUCCAGAACCGGCAAGUAUUUUAGAUACAAUGAUAAUAGAUAGUAGCGAUUCUGACAGUGAAACGGAACCACCGUUGUCCAUUCGAUUGUACUCGACGAAGCCAAGGAGCUCGGUCCAAAGACGAGCUACUAUAACUGGUGCUAGUCCUACUACCAAGCAUGGGAUUGACAUAGAACAAUUUUGGAAAGAGCUGAAACAAGAGCACAAUACUACUUCGCAGCUGCGGGACAAAGCUGCGUCUUGUGCUCACGGUUUAGACAACGUACAAACGAAUAUCCGAUCGCAAACGUGUGUUAGCGUGGAACAGAGUAAGAGAAAGAAAAGAAGCGACGGACAGACCGACGAUAAGAGAGUGCAGUUUCAAGAUAGAACUACAAAAACUGAUGUUCCUCAAGUAGACAAUACGGCCAGUGUAACGUACGAGAAGAAAGAUGAAUACAGAACUACUUCAAAUUCUGAGUUAACUACUAGUACUGUAAAUACUGUUAGCCAAUCGUUCGCUAAUGUUACCAUUAAAAAUGAGCUGAGUGAUACGAGCGUGCCUUUAGAUGAGUGCAACAAUUUUAUUAGGAAUAAACAUAGUAAUAGUAAGAAUAACGAGCGUAAUAUAUGUAAGGAGCGAGGAAGAUUAGACAAGAGUUACAGUACGCCAGCGUACGAUUCGAUGGACGCUGACAAUAUUGAAGACAGGAGGCAGAAGUUGUUUUGUAUGUUAGAUUCGUCCGCGAAUAACGUAAGCAAUGUAUCUACUAAGACUGAUGAUCAGCCGACUUCCGCUGACCAGCAAAGAUCAAGGGACGCUGCUGGUAAGAAACAAACUACUCAAGGGAAUCCCGAUAUUAAAGUUACUGACAACCACACGGUGCCAGAUGACGAGGAGAAACAAUCGUCUAAGCAUCCAGAAUUGCUUGGAACUUCUUUAUGCAAGACGACGGAUGCGGAUCAGAAGCUCAGUAUGGAAGAAAACCAAAGCAAUAACGAAUGCGUUAAUAAUAUAAGUAAAUACGAAAAGAAAAACGCGACGAAUAAUUUAACAAUUGAUACGGAACGUGUAUCAAAAGAGCAUAGCGUUAAAAAUUCAGUAAACAAUUCGACUAAUGAAACGAAUGAAGAUUGCGUGCAGGACGAUAGCGAAAAUGACUUGAGUCUGAACAAAUUUGAAAGGAUAUUACAGACUUUUAAUGCUGGCGGUUCUACAAGACAUACGAAGUUGACAGAGAAAAAAUUGAAUGUACCAGCGAAAGAGAGAAUAUACGGGCAAGAACAAGCGCGGUCAAAGAACGAUGCGGAUUCUAUUGAAAAUGAUGCGCAAAGUACUACUCGAAACAUUCCUCAAAUUCGGAUUUGUCAAGCACAGAAUGAUGACACAAAAGCCGAGGAUCCGAUCAACCAGGGGAACCCGAUGCAAUCCUGCAAGUAUAUGGAACUACAGAAACCUGAAUCCAGCAAGAAGCUGGAGACCAAACCUCAUUUAACACCCCCCGAUCCACCUCCGCGUAAAUAUUAUUCGAAGUUAACGGUCAACUCUUCGCCUAUAAAUAAUACCUCGAAGAUAUACGACGAUCAAGAGAAAUUCUAUGCACCGGAGAAGCCUACCGCCAGGAAAGAGUCAAAGCGAGCGGAAUAUUACACGGAAAAUCAUAUCAAAACUAAUGUAGAUCAUCAGGAUUACUUUCUUGCUUGUAAUAGUUUUACGGAGAACUUAGAAUUUAUCGACGACGCGAACGGCUUAGACAGCGAGCGCGGAUCUAGUUCGAACUUAGAUUCAUCUUGCUUAGAAUACAAUGAUAAGCAAAUUAAAGAAAACAAAUCUGUCUGUGAUAAAUAUGAAUCCGAGAAGUCUACUUAUAGUAACUUGGUGGAAUACCACAAUGCCGAGUCGUAUUACCGAGCCACGGAUUCCCCGGAUGGUUCGUGCUCUUCCAAGCAGUUUCAAGAUCACAAGUCCAAAGUAUCUGAUAAAGAAAAAACUUCCGAAAGAGGCGUAGUUAACAAAGCUAUGAUGGUAGCACGAAGUAUCGGAUUGCACGGAAGUUUAAGCAAAUCUUCCAGUAACAGUCCCAGAAGUAAUAGGAAACGGAGCAUGCUAUUUGCGAAAAAGAGGAACAUUUCCGUUAAAGAUAUAGGGCCCGGUGAUCUGGAAGGAUGGUUGACGUAUCGCACGCGAGGCGCCGGCGGUGCUUGGGCAAAAGCUUGGUUCAUUUUAAAGUGUUCUUCUCUGUACAGGUUCAAAAAUCAGAACAGCACCAAAGCAGAUUGUCUAAUAUCUUUAACGGGAUUUACCGUGUCGCGAGCAGCCGAGGUGAAAUCAAGGAAAUAUGCGUUCAAAGUUUAUCAUACGGGGACGGUGUUCUAUUUCGCGGCGGACACGGAAGAUUCUCUUGCCCUGUGGGUAGACGCGAUUAACAAGGCAACGCUAGGCGCGGAUGGCCAUAGUCGGAACAGUGCGCUUUUCAGCGAAACCGACGAGAGCGACGGCGAACAAAAGAGUAAACCUAAGACCACGCCGGAGUACAAGCCGAACUUCGAGAAAUCGUUCGGAUCGUUGAAGAAGGUCGUUCGGAAGGAUUCAUCUUCGUACAAGGAUCACGAAAUCAGUGGUGCUAGCUUAGACAGAAAAUACUUGAAGUUCCUUGGUACGAGGAAUCACAAUGUACCUGUACCAACUGCACAAUUUCGGAGCUACAGAAGAGUCAUUCCCUCGUCCACGCCCAACAAAAAACAAGAAUCAGUUCCAAGUUCACCGGAUCUACAAAUGACGAUCGCGGGAAGCACGUUUUACGGAUUGUGUGCAUCUCAUAGCGCUACCGAUAUGUCGAACAGUACUCAAGACAUGGGUGAUUACAGACGUACCACAGACAGGUGUGUCAAUAGCAGAAAUAGGAGACCCGAAGAGCUUCAGGGUUUUAUUACGCUAGAGGAGUUCAUGCUGUCGCAACAAGAAGAGCAAAGACAGAUCGCAAGAGCGUCGACUAGACCGGCGUCUCCACGAAUCACGCCUUUGACCAGCGAUCACGUUCACGUCCAACAUAGAAACUUUCACGACAACGAUACGGUCAACGAACAAUUCCGGCCUGCCAUUGACGGAAGUUUCAAUAGCGACGUUUAUGGUCGAAGUAAAAACAACGAUGAGAUGAUAAACAAUACUGCCUUAUACGGUUAUUCACGGAGUACCGAUAAUUUUCAUGCGACGCGACAGUCCGGCAGUGAUAUGAAUUCGGAGAGAAACGAGCAUAAAGCCGAAUCAUCGAAACACAGUUCAUGCCACAAGAAAUCAAACGAAUUCUGUUAUAUCAGUAACAAAAAGAAACCUGUAGACCUAUUAAAUUCUCAGCAAACGAAGUCGUUGAAUCCGUCUCAAUGCAAAACUGUCGCGAGCGACCAAAAGCAAUCUAAUUGUUUGCCGCACAGCAAACCAGAUAUUGUCGAAAUAUCCGACAGACAAUUGAGCGUGAGUGAAUAUAAUAGUAAUUACACGAGCCAAAUACAAUCUUCAAGCAAUCAUGACAUUUCUAGACCUUACGAUUACUACUUCCCUAAAAAUAUCAAUCAUUUACCUGAGGACAUGAAACCGGUAUCAAGGCGACUCGUACGAAACGACGGUUCCUCCGGAUCCAGCAACGAUCUUACGUUUCACGUUUACGAAACUCUACAACGCGCAAGAAGAGACGCGUCCGUCAGUCGGAAAGGAAGCUUCAACCUGACGAGUCGUCGCGAUCACGUUCCUUCGGACAAGCAUUGGCUAGACUCUUUACGACGGACCGAUAAAAAGGAUAUUAAUUACGAGAAGACUCGUUUGAAAAACGUAGCACAGUACCAACCACCUCCUAUACCUUCUUCCCCGUUCGAACAGGAAGGAAUGACAGCUGCAUUUGAAAUGCACUUGGAUAAAAGCGAGCAGGUGCAGAAGACGAAUCGAUUGAAGAAUUUCUUUGGCAAUAAAUCCCAACAAAAACCGACUACCCUCGAUUUACCUAAGGAAGCACAGAAAACUAUAUUGGGAUCGCCAAGACUGCACAGAGCCUUGUUCAGAGAAAAAUGUUACAAUCAGUCACGAUUACCGAGUCGAUCGAAUAGUCAAAGUCCAGGUGAUAGCGGGAUCAGUCAGUCCGUCAGUACUUUCAGCGGCAACAGUCCCCAGACCCUGAGCCAAAGUUUCAGUUCGGUUAGUUCUGUCAGUGACUGGAGUCCGGACACACCGUCGCCGUGUAAUCCGAAUUUGACAAACAGUACAACUCAUCCCUUCUGUCAGAAAGGACAUGGAAACACGGGUAGAAAUUCGCUAAUGCCUCCGACGUUACCCUAUAUACCACCACCCACAUCACCGCCGCCUGAUUAUCCUGGUCUCGAGUACCCCCCAGUAUUCGAACCUGGUACUUACUCUCUGUUGGAUGCUUCGUUACUGCGUAAUCGUAACAAAAGUAGCCGAGACUCUCAUUAAAUGAUGAUAUCUGGCUUUUCAAAAUAAGUAACCAAAGAUAACGCGUACCAUUAACGGUACGCCUAAUCAAGUACCAUUGUAUAUAAGGAGUUCAAGAGUUUACUAGAUGUACGUAUAAUAUUCGUUUGUCAAGUAUUCAAAUUUAACCGUCCAUUUUAUAUGAAUUUGAAGAUUAUCAAAUCGUCUUUUUAUACGAAUUGCGAUUGAAAAAUGGUUCACUCAAUGAUAAUAAUAAAUGGCAAUGAGUGAAAGACUGAAAUCUAAUAUCUUCCUAAGUAAAUACGAAUGAUAUUCUUAUUGGACUCGAAGAAAUUCAAUCUUGUUAUUUUAUUGUUAUUAUUGUUAUUCUUUGAAAAGUUUCAUUUACCGUACAAGUGAUCUUAAAUACAUGAAAGUGCUCUUGAAAAUUAUAUCCUAAAGAGAUACGUAAGAAUAAUUUGAUUUACAUUUCUAUAAAAGCAAAAUUGUGUUAUAAUCUAACACAUAUUUUAUAUAUAGUUUUAUAAAUACUAUGUACGUCAUAUCUAUUUUCGUACAUUUAUACAUAUACAAUGUGAUGAUACGUAAAGUGCCUAUUACAUGUAUCUUUUAUAUAAUUUUUGUGUAUGUAUAUAUACAUAUACAUAUAUGAUUAAAAUUCUAAUUGUUACAUCUAGCUGAUUCGAGGUUGCAUGUCUCUUAUUAUAAUUUAUGCUCAAGAAAUUUUUGAAAAGUAUUAUAGUACUAAAAUCAUUAUGUAUUUUACGUAUUUUUAUAAUAGUUUAUAGUUAUUAUAUACACAUGUAUACAUUAAAAGUAUGUUAAAGAAGAAAACGUUUCUUCCCUGCCACAUAAAACAUUUACGCUAAACCGAGGGAAAGUAGUGAGACCAAAAUUGCUUCCGAUUGAAGUUUAAGACGCGAGCAUGAUUAACAGUACGCAAACGAAUUAGCAACUUGAAAAAUGAUACUGACUAUUCAAAGGAGAUGAGAUGAUGAGUAACGGAAGCAAAUAAACAUUUCCACGGAACAGUAUCGUAACUUUUUGGUCGUUUGCUUCUGUCGCACAUGAAAAAUUUGAAUUGAAAACUGGCGCAGAUACAACGAUAGUCGAUGUUACUUUGGAACGUCGGAUUGGUUGGAUCCAUGGAUCUUGUGCACACGACACGCCUACGUCGUCCGCGUUAUGGCGGCGGAUCAGAGAAACGAAUAUGAGAUACAGCACGGUCUGUUAUGGAGAAUAGAUUACGAUUUGUAAUGAAGUCGGUAUUCGUGGUAUUUUUGAAUACUGAUGCGGUUCGUCGCGCGUGUUCAAAUCGUGGACGGUGAUAAAUUAACGGCGCAACGAAUUCUGAAGACGUCAAGCCGUGCGACUUAAUUAAUUUAUCGCAGUGAAUACGAGUUUUCUAUAGUAUAGCGAUAGCGUGUCAUUGACUCAAGACGAAGUGUCAAAAUCAGAUUUCGACUCGACAUCGACUCGGCCUCCUGCUCCUUCUCUCUGACAAAUCUCCGUCGCGAUACCACCGAGAGAUUCGUUUAUUUAUUAAGCAUCAGCCGAUCGUUCGGGCUCGGUCGAAGAUAGAGAGAGUGCGUUUGAAAAUUCAUCGUUACCGAAUAAAAGCUUUACCGAUACUGCACCGUGAUUUCCACGCAAAUGAGAUGUAUGUGACGCCAAUGUAUUGUUUUCCUUCUGUCGAAUAAUUCUCGUAGCGUCGUAGCAAGUGUUGCAUUUAUUUAUGCAGUCGUUCGUGUGCACAAUGCACAGUACCGAUAGCAGUACUCUUCUAAUACUUUCUGCAUAUCGCCGUUACAACAUAGUUUGUAUAUCGUACCACUGACAUUUAUACGACGACCGAAUUAACAUUUAUCUCGUUUGCUUUUUACGUUUGAUAUCUCAAGCAGAGCAUAUUAACGAUUGUGGACAGGUAGUCGAUGUCAAUAAAUGUUUAUUCGUUUAAUAACUUUUGUAAGAAUUAACUGUUGUAUAUCUGGUCAUGUUUUCUUAAUAAUAAUCUAGUCAAAUAUCGGGGCAUUGUACAAGUAAAUAUGUUCGUGGAAACAAUAAUGUAUGUACUUCGGUGUAAUCUUUUUCAAGUGUGCUAUAAUUUCAGGUGUUUAGGAAGUUAAAUAUUAAACAUAAUGGCACACAAA